AUGAGCUCGUCAAAUGGAGAGCACCAGCGGGCUCCCUCCCUCGAUCCCUUCUCUCACCCGGAUAUCUACUAUGGUGAGGAAGACUCCCUGGCAAGAAUCCGUGACCGCAGACGUGCCUUUUCAACGGUAAGCAGCCACACUGCUCGUGCGGGAACCCCGCGGAUCGAUCGACCACCCUACUCACUUUCUGCGGAUGAGUCGACGGCACAUCCCCGCAAGUUCCUUAUUGAAGUGGACGACACUCUCGAGGCCCUGCUAAGACAGGAAGACACCGACAAGAACAUGCAGAUCACGAUCGAGGAUGUUGGACCCAAAGUACUCUCGGUCGGAACGGCGGCAUCGUCUGGAUAUAACCGAGUCGAUGUGCGCGGUACCUAUAUGCUUUCAAAUCUGCUGCAAGAACUUACGAUUGCAAAAGAUUAUGGUCGUAAGCACGUCAUUCUCGACGAAGCUCGUCUGAGCGAAAACCCUGUCGCCCGGCUCAACCGUCUCAUUAAGAACUCGUUUUGGAAAGCACUCACAAGACGAAUCGAUGGCUCCAAUAUUGAAGUGGCCGGCCGGGAUCCUAAGGAUUGGACCGCGGAUCCCCGACCUCGCAUCUAUAUUCCACCCGGAGCUCCCGAGCAAUUUGAAUACUACACCAGGAUCGCCAAGGAGCAUCCGGAGCUUCGCCUGGAUGUGCAACUGCUGGAAGCGAACAUUACUCCCGACUAUGUCAUGUCGCUUGUUGACAAGCCUGGACUGCUGGCCUUGGCAAUGGAGACAAAGCUUGAUGAGGCCACCAUGAAGGAAGAGUUCUACGGUGUGCCGUUUGUCGUGCCCGGAGGUCGGUUUAACGAGCUUUACGGUUGGGAUAGCUAUAUGGAGUCGCUGGGUCUGCUUGUGAGUGACCGGGUUGACCUUGCCAAGGGCAUGGUCGUCAACUUCUGCUUCUGCAUCAAGCACUAUGGGAAGAUCCUCAACGCCAAUCGCUCCUACUAUCUCACUCGGUCUCAACCGCCAUUCCUGACAGACAUGGCUCUGCGCGUCUACGAGCGGAUCAAGAACGAACCAGACUCCAAGGAGUUCCUGCGAAACGCUGUUCUCGCCGCGAUCAAGGAGUAUCAUAGCGUCUGGGUUUCGGAGCCUCGCCUUGACCCCGUAACGGGCCUCUCGAGAUAUCGGCCCGAGGGCUGGGGCGUCCCUCCCGAGACGGAGCCGACUCACUUCACGCACAUCCUCAUGCCGUACGCCGAGAAGCACGGCAUGACAUUCGAGCAAUUCGUGCGGGCCUACAACACCCGGACAGUCGUCGAGCCAGAGCUCGACGAGUACUUCUUGCAUGACCGAGCCGUACGCGAGUCCGGCCACGACACCAGCUACCGACUUGAGCAUGUCUGCGCGAACCUCGCCACAGUCGAUCUCAACUCCCUCCUCUACAAGUACGAGGUGGACAUCGCGCGCAUCAUCCGCAUCCACUUCAACGACCGACUUGAGAUCCCAGAGGAGUUCCGCACUCCUGCCACACAGAAUAUCGAGACCGAGUCUUCCUCCGUGUGGGACCGACGCGCGCGCAAGCGCAAGCAGCGCAUGGACCAGUACCUCUGGGACGCGGAGAAGGGCAUGUUCUUCGACUACGACACAGCCAAGCACGAGCGCACAGACUAUGAGACCGCCACCACCUUCUGGGCGAUGUGGGCUGGGCUCGCAUCGCCCGCGCAGGCUGCCGAGAUGGUGUCCAAGGCGCUGCCGCGGUUCGAAAACUUCGGCGGCCUGGUCUCGGGCACGGAGGAGUCGCGUGGUGCGGUGAGUUUGGAGCGCCCGAAUCGGCAGUGGGAUUACCCCUACGGCUGGGCGCCGCAGCAGAUGCUCGCGUGGACAGCAUUUCUGCGGUACGGUUACCAAGAGGAGGCGGAGCGGCUGGCAUACAAGUGGCUGUACAUGAUCACGAAAGCCUUUGUUGAUUUCAACGGUGUAGUGGUCGAGAAGUAUGAUGUCACGCGACCGAUUGAUCCGCACCGCGUCGAUGCCGAGUACGGUAACCAGGGAACUGAUUUCAAGGGCGCGCCGCGUGAAGGAUUUGGCUGGGUGAAUGCCAGUUACGUCUACGGACUGGAGAUCCUGAACGCGCAUAUGAGGCGUGCGUUGGGGGCUAUCACGCCUUAUGACACCUACCGAAAGGCUGUUGAUGCCCAGAAUGCGUAUUAG
Penicillium macrosclerotiorum is the source of this 2187-nucleotide messenger RNA. Its product is annotated as alpha,alpha-trehalase. The transcript has 4 exons. The record is from RefSeq and is a predicted model, not a curated record. Gene Ontology annotation, molecular function: calcium ion binding; alpha,alpha-trehalase activity. Lineage: Eukaryota; Fungi; Ascomycota; Eurotiomycetes; Eurotiales; Aspergillaceae. Gene Ontology annotation, cellular component: cytoplasm. Gene Ontology annotation, biological process: trehalose catabolic process. Bases 1 to 2187 code for a protein of 728 amino acids.